This is a messenger RNA of Armigeres subalbatus, 1626 nucleotides long. It is a transcript of the gene zuc, whose product is annotated as mitochondrial cardiolipin hydrolase. The record is from RefSeq and is a predicted model, not a curated record. The coding region runs from base 296 to 1279 and encodes 327 amino acids. Gene Ontology annotation, molecular function: RNA endonuclease activity producing 5'-phosphomonoesters, hydrolytic mechanism. The transcript has 4 exons. NCBI's taxonomy places the organism in Eukaryota, Metazoa, Arthropoda, Insecta, Diptera, Culicidae. Gene Ontology annotation, cellular component: mitochondrion. Gene Ontology annotation, biological process: piRNA processing.
UUCAUCUGACAGUGACAGAUCUCGCGAGAAGCAGCCGAGUUUUGUUUUCUUUUUCCCCGUCGUUGCGGUCGCGUGAAAAGUGAAGUGAAGUGCAUUCUGCCCUGGCCACUGAAAAAAAGUUCCCUUUGACCGUGUGCUUAUCGUGGUUGCAUUUUAUCGUGCGAAUUUAUUGCGUUUCGCGAUUUUGGAACACCGCGUGAGUUGGCCAGCAGUCCGGGUUUUCGCCGUGAAUCGGAACGGGAGUGUUUUGGAACCAUUCUUACGCAAAUCGGUCGGUAUAGUGAGUGACGAAAAAAUGAUGUUCGAAUCUGUGCCACGAUGGGUCCGUGUUUCGGCCGUCAUUCUCGGGGUCGCAGUCGGGUCGGAAGUGCUGUACGAGGUUUUCCUCGGCUGGAAAUCGUACUGCGAGCAACGUCGGGCUCGCCAACGCGCCUCCAGUCACAUGAACGAGGUGUAUUUUACGAACGAGCGUUGCACCCUGGCGAACGCGCCCGGAACGACGAUGGCCAGCUUUACGACGGAACACGUCGGUCGGAUUGUGGCUCUGCUGGACCGGGCGCGUGUCUCCGUGAAUCUGGGAAUGUACAUCAUUACCGUGUCCAGCAUUGGGGACGCGCUGAUCCAGGCCGCGAAUCGGGGGGUCCGAGUGCGGGUCGUCGGCUGUUCAACGAUGGCCUACAGUUCCGGUUCGCAGAUGACCAGAUUGGCUAAUGCAGGAAUCCCAGUGCGUUUCGAUCGGAAGGAAAGUGCCUAUCUGAUGCACCACAAGUUCUGUCUGGUCGACACCGAUUGGUUCUGUUCCCGGUGCUAUCACGAAGAAAAGUUACGCAGAAAGGGCUUCUGCUGUGAUACCGUGUUCGGAAAGCGAGGCAAAAGUGCCAGUGCCGUCGGUUCAGUGGCCGAUUCCGGCGCGGGGGGUGAUGAUUUGGGAAGCCCUGCGGGGGGUGGCAGCGGCUCCCGGAAAGUGCAGUGCGUCGAUGAUGGGUCGCGGUGUGUGCGCUGCGAUUCGCAGCAGAAGAAACAAGUGGAAAAGCGCAAGCUCAAGGUGGAAGCCACCGAGCCGUUGCCGAUCGGGGGGUUGCUCAUCACCGGGUCCACCAACUGGACCAUGCAGGCCAUGUCCGGCAACUGGGAUAACAUGGUGAUGACGUCGAUGCCGGAGCUGACCACACCGUUCCAGUUGGAGUUUCAGCGCUUGUGGCGGGACUUCGCCAACCAUCCACUGUUGAUCAGCCCGUGGGCUCAGGUCACGGGUGGCGGUGUUGUCGUUAAGCAGUGAGCGGAACGCGGAGAGAAGAGAGAGAGAUAAACCCCAAACUUCUAUAUCUGACUUUUAAAGUUACCAGACAAGAUGAUUCGAUACCGGAAAGGAUUCAGAAUGACGAAGGCAGCGAAGGGCUUCCGAUUCGACUGCCGAGGUGAGACACCACAUCUUUGGCAAAUUAUAAGAUAGUUGUGUCCGUCACGUAUUGACCAAAUUCUCAGACCAUAGAGCAUUUAUUUACUUUGUAAAAGUAUAGUUAAACUUGUCACUCAGUGAACUUAAUUUUAAUUGUGGCGAACCCUGUAGACGAAGGUAUCAUUGAACUCAUCAAAUAAAAAAAAACAUCUUCCAUUAUCGCAGAA